This is a messenger RNA of Lachancea meyersii CBS 8951, 1272 nucleotides long. The record is from the annotation of a GenBank genome assembly. NCBI's taxonomy places the organism in Eukaryota, Fungi, Ascomycota, Saccharomycetes, Saccharomycetales, Saccharomycetaceae.
AUGGUAGUCGAGGACUGGCAUGGAUACGAAAUGUCGCCUUACGGCAAGCAGUCUUCUCCGCAGGCUACAGAUGUCGAAACGAUGAUUCAGGAACAAAUAGCACUGGCUAGAAGUGAUACAAGGCAGCUACAUAUGCUUAUUGACCGUGUCAAGCUUAAAGUUCGAGACGCCGAUUUGGCCCAGAUGUCCAAAGGAAUACCAUCCUUGCAGAACGGAGGCGUAAACCUAGCAACUCAUCUUACGCUCAAUGGACAUAACAAUAAAAUAUCUGACUUUUCAUGGUCGUUGGACUCGCGAAGCAUCCUCAGUGCAAGUCAAGAUGGCUUUAUGAUCAUAUGGGAUGCUUGUUCUGGAUUCAAAAAAAACGCAAUACCAUUGGACUCGCAAUGGGUUCUUACAUGCGCCAUUAGUCCAACAGGGAAUCUAGUUGCGAGCGCUGGGUUAACCAAUAAUUGCACAGUGUACCGGGUGUCACAGGAAAAUCGCGUUCAGCAACAAAUUGUAUCAAUAUUCAAGGGACACACCUGUUACGUCUCUCAAGUGGAAUUUUUUGACAACAACAGUAUAAUAACAGCCAGUGGUGAUAUGACUUGUGCACUGUGGGACAUUCCCAAAGCCAAAAGAGUCACUGAGUUCUCAGACCAUCUUGGUGAUGUUUUGGCAUUAGCCCUCCCGCCCGGAAGACCAAAUCGCGAGAGCAACAUAUUUGCCAGUGGUGGUUCGGACGGAUACGCCUAUAUUUGGGACACCAGAUUACGAAGUUCAGUUCAAAGCUUUUUUGUAAGUGAAAGUGAUGUCAGCACCAUUAAAUUCUUUAAUAACGGAGAUGCUAUUGUCACUGGCACUGACGAUGGCGUUGCUCGCAUGUUUGACUUGCGAAGCGAUUGCGCAAUUGCGAAAUAUUCUCUGAGUCAGGGCCUACAUCAACAAGCAAACUCCCCUACACAGCAUUACGGAGCCGCCUCGAUGGAAUACGCCAUGUCUCCUGCGACCAAUGCGUCCGUAUCUCGGGCCGCCCAGAGCGCAAAUUCGACAUAUCUUAACAAUCAAGGGCUUGUCUCUUUAGAUUUCAGUGGAUCUGGUCGCCUCAUGCACGCUUGCUAUACGGAUUAUGGAUGUGUUGUAUGGGAUACUCUCAAAGCAGAAAUAGUAGGAAAGCUGGAAGGCCACUCGAGCAGGAUCUCUGGGGUCAAAACCAGUCCUGAUGGAUUAGCCGUAUGCACCGGGUCUUGGGAUGCAACUUUGAAACUUUGGUCACCUACGUUUAUGUAG